This is a messenger RNA of Orbilia oligospora ATCC 24927, 1854 nucleotides long. RefSeq lists its product as uncharacterized. Gene Ontology annotation, cellular component: nucleus. Gene Ontology annotation, biological process: regulation of transcription by RNA polymerase II. Lineage: Eukaryota; Fungi; Ascomycota; Orbiliomycetes; Orbiliales; Orbiliaceae. The transcript has 4 exons. Gene Ontology annotation, molecular function: DNA-binding transcription factor activity, RNA polymerase II-specific; RNA polymerase II cis-regulatory region sequence-specific DNA binding. The coding region runs from base 1 to 1854 and encodes 617 amino acids. The record is from RefSeq and is a predicted model, not a curated record.
AUGGCCCAUUCACCUUCUUCGAACGAGUUCGAGGGGUCAAUUGAUUUCUUAGGCAGACCUUUGAUGUCGAGGACUUCUUCUUCUAUUGAUUUUUACAAUUCGAUGCAUAUUCCAAACAAUUUCUACUCUCCAGCUCCGACAACCUACUCGACGGAUGAGUGUAUGACCCCCGAGAAUUGCUUAUCAGAAUGUGAUCUCGAGUCAUCUUAUCAAACAUCCUUCAGGUCUGGCUCUGCGCCCAAAUCCCAUUUCCCGCACCCGGAUAAUAGAAACGCGAUCGCAAGGUUCGGGUUGGAUAGAUUGGGUCCUACUAGUGCGUAUACAGGGAGUGAAGACCACUCGCCCUCAAGAUCGAACGUCGAUGCCCCUCCAACUCCCGCUUCUUCGACGGAAGGCCAAGUUUGUCGAGAUAACCCAGCUCCGUUCAACCAUAUUCAGCAGGUGAACAUUGACGGUACCAUACCGAUAUAUUCAGAUAAAGAAAAAUCGAAGCCGGAGCCGACUACAAAAUCAUCUAAGAAGAAGCGCAAGCCAUCAACUGCCCCCAAGGCUGAGAAACCAAAAGUACCAAAAUUGGAUAGACCGCUUAGCGAGCUUACAAAAAACUUUGAGGGGUUACCGAUCCGGGAUAUGGAGAGGUGGGUCCAUAGAAGCGUCGAGGAAAGGCGACGAGAGGUUGAAAAGAGAGACGGCCAUGUAGCGCGCCCAAUGAACUCGUUUAUGCUUUAUAGGUCUGCCUUUGCGGAAAGGACGAAGCAGUGGUGUUUGCAAAACAACCACCAGGUCGUUUCUUCUGUAAGCGGGGCAAGCUGGCCCCUCGAACCAACCUGGAUACGAGAGAAAUACAAUGAACUGGCAAGGAUCGAAAGGAUCAACCACCAAGCAGCCCAUCCUGGGUACAAGUUUUCGCCAAGCAAGAACCAGCUGCCACCGCCUCGACGACGAAAGACCCCGUCAGACGGAGAAGAUGAAGGGGAAACAUAUUUAAGUGAGGUGGAGGUAUACCAAGAUCUCGAACCAGAACCCAUACAAAUACCACAAAUGAUGGCGAGAAAAAGGAAACAACGACCCAAGCCGGCUGAUACUAAGAGGACCAACCAUUUAUCGGAUGACGCGGUCAUGAUAGAUCCACCCACAUUUAUACAGCGCGGAGAGGCCAUGGAAAUGAACGUCCUAAGGCUUCAAACUGGUGCGCAAAAAUCUUCGUACGAGACUGUGAAUCCAGGAAGACCCGCCCCUGUAAGCAUGACGAACAGCGACAUUGACGGCACAUACUAUCAAAUGAGUGUUAGGCCAAUGGCCUCAACGAACCCCGGAAGCUCGGUAAUUGAAGAUGUAACUAUUCGAAGAACAGCAGCUCCUACUACUGCAGUGGGUAUUCUACACCGAGAACUUGAAGAAGCGUGGAAGAGUGAAACCGGGGGGUUUCAUUACCAACAUCACCAAAAUCAACAACAAAGACACCAAUGUCUUCCCCAGGAGCCUCCGGUUCCGGCCAAACAGGAAACCUCCACAGUAGAACAAGAUUUCUCCAUAUGUUCACACGACGCUCCUCCAGAAGUGGAUUUCGAGCAAUACCGUAAGCUUCUCGAGCAGCAAGUUAUGCAAAACGUAGCUGCACAGCAAGCUUACCUACUAGACCGCGGAGAACUCAUUGCACCUUAUCAAUUUGUAUCUCCAGGCCUUCUAUAUAUCAACACAUCCGGUGGGUGCGAAUUCGGGGACAAAGGUGUGGCCGGGAUCAUAGGUUAUGGGGAUGCAGGAGGCUCUUUGUGGCAUGGUAUGGGGGGUGGUAGUAUUCUACAUACGGAUUCCACAAAUUGUUUUCAAUAUGACGAAUGGUUGGCAGAAUAG